UUCUUCUUCCCCCGGGACCUGAUCGCAAACCUCUUGUGUUUCAGACACUUAGUUGAUCGCAUCAUGGGCGAGAAAGGGCAAUUUUUCCACUAUCCGGAGGUCCGGCCGGGACCCGCAGUGCCGUACAAGAACGAGGACCAGGUGAUUCCGGUCUUCCGCGGCACUCCCUUGGCCAUCGGAGCUACCCUUAUCCAGAAUGUUGGCCUCAUUCAGAGUUACUUCUGGCGCAAUGCCGGGUUCGACGUCAUCCGUAACCUCCCCCUCGAUCAGUACUCCGCCCGAUAUGAUCCUACCGUGAUCCCCGUCGCCAACCCCGAUCUCUCCCUUGCCAACCUGCCCAUUCCCACCCAGAAGCGGAAGGGAAACGCAGGCUACUAUACCUCCGCCGACUAUGUCGCUCGCUACGAGUCUGGGGAAUUGACUCCCACCGCCGUCGUCGAGACCUUGCUUCCCCUGAUCCGCCGCGAUGCCAACCGGCCCGGCAAGCACUCGGUCGCCUUUCUAGAUGCGAAAGCCGAGAGGAUCCGCGCUGCAGCAGAAGCCUCUACCCAGAGAUACAAAGACGGCCGCCAGCUGGGCCCCAUGGAUGGCAUCCCCGUUGCGGUCAAGGACGAAGUGCACAUGGAGGGCUAUCGGCGGACACUGGGAAGUAAGAUUGACUUCACCGGGGAGUUUGGUGGUACCUCCUGGUGUGUGAAGAAAUGGGAGGAAGCCGGGGCCAUCGUAAUUGGGAGGACCACGAUGCACGAGCUGGGCCUAGACACCACCAACAAUAACCCGAACUACGGCACCCCCAAAAACCCCCACAACCCCAACUACUACUGUGGCGGCUCCUCAGGAGGAUCCGCAUACGCCGUCGGUGCAGGCCUGGUGCCCAUCGCCCUGGGCGCCGACGGUGGCGGCUCAAUCCGUAUCCCGUCCUCCUUCUGCGGAGUCUGGGGUCUCAAGCCUUCUCACAGCCGAGUCAGCGGUUCUCCCACCGUCUCACUCGCCACAACCGUGGGCGUCUACGGGCCUAUCGCCGCUAGCAUCGACGACCUGGCACUUGCCUACCGCAUCAUGGCCGCGCCCGCUCCAACAGCGGAAGAUCCUCUCUCAGCGGCCUUCCCGCCGCCUCUCCUCGAGCUCGCCGCGGCCGAAUCCAGAACGACCCCACGACCCAAGACCAUCGGCAUCGUGCGAGACUGGAUCGACCGGGCUGAACCCGCCGUCCGCGUCGUCUUCGAUGCAGCCCUGGACUACUACGUCAAAGAACAAGGCUACACCAGCAUCGACAUCAAGAUUCCCUACCUCCCCGAAGGCCAACGCGCGCACGUCCUCACGAUCAUGAACGAAAUCGCCUCAGCGCUCACCCCCGACCAAAUCAGCCAACUCACCGCCCCCAACAAAGUCCUCGUAUCCAUGGGCAUGUGGCAAAUCACAGGCCAGGACUUCCUGGCCUCCCAGCGCCUCCGCAACUGCCUGAUGACCCACCUCGCCUACCUCUUCCAGCAACAUCCCGGCCUCUUAAUCCUCAGCCCAACCACCCCAAUCCCGGGCUGGAGGAUCGAAGGCGGCGAAGCCGAUCUCGCCCGCGGCGUAUCCGACGGCAAAUCCUCCGUCCGGAACAUGGAAUACGUCUGGCUAGCCAAUUUCACCGGCUGUCCUGCAAUCAACUGUCCCGCUGGGUAUCACGCGCGGGAUGGAUCCCGAGUCCCGAUUGGACUAAUGGCGAUGGGCGAAUGGGGUAGCGAGGAGGAUUUGAUUGCGUUCGCAAGAGACGGCGAGGCCAUUCUGGAUUUACCCGGGGCUCGGUCUGAUGAUGCGGAAGAGCAGAGCUCAGGACUGACGGUUCCCCGGGGUGAGAAUGCGGUGUGGGAGGAUGUUAUUUCCCAGGCUUUGGAAAGGACUACUGCUGCUACUAGCUCUUAGUGGGGUUGGGUCUGCAUGUAUGUGACUUGUAUUCUUUAUGCUUUUUUCUCGGGUCAGGGUUAUCUUUGGGUACGGAGCAGUGUUAACAUGAUGCAUUUAUGUUGUGGAUUAUAUCAUUGCGUGCGGUUCUUGAUCCUUGGGUAUCAUGUAUAAGGGUAUGCGGGAAUUCGGUUACUUUUUUCUCCCUUCUCUGCAGUAAUCGAGAUA
Messenger RNA from Aspergillus ibericus CBS 121593, 2118 nucleotides. Its product is annotated as amidase. The record is from RefSeq and is a predicted model, not a curated record. The transcript has 3 exons. Bases 64 to 1911 code for a protein of 615 amino acids. Gene Ontology annotation, molecular function: catalytic activity. Lineage: Eukaryota; Fungi; Ascomycota; Eurotiomycetes; Eurotiales; Aspergillaceae.